Molecule: messenger RNA, 3513 nt
Organism: Caenorhabditis angaria
Lineage: Eukaryota; Metazoa; Nematoda; Chromadorea; Rhabditida; Rhabditidae
Source: the annotation of a GenBank genome assembly
AUGACGCAAUUGUCACCAAACACAAACGCAUUUCAACACCCAGAAAAUCACCAAUAUUUUGUCCAAGAACCGCUUGGAAAACGUCCAUUUCCUGUCGAAUUUGAAUACGUGAGUUUUUUUGGUUGAAAAUUUGGAAAACCAGUUCCGAUGAAAACUUUUAUUGGAGGUUUUUUUUUUAAAUUCAUGUUUACUGGUACAUUUUGAUCCAGGAUUAUGUCGCUAAAAAUUGCAAAGCUCAGCUGAAAAUGAGUUAUGACAUGGCAAACUUUGAAAUUUUUGAAAAAUCAUGGAAUUACAAGGGAGAUUUCUUCUUUUCGACAAAAAUCGAGAAAUUUGAUGUUCUUUAUGUCCGAAAACUGAAAAUUUCGAUUUUCGCCCAGAAUAUCCAAAUAAUGUAGCUUUUUUAUGCAAAAAGCUCGAAUUUUCAUGGAGUUUUCCCCCUAAAAAUUUCAAUUUUCAAAUUGCCACGUCAUAAGUGAAUGUCUUCUUGUUUUUCACCUGAAAUGUUCAUUUUCAGAAACUUUAAGUUUUUUUUGACUAAAAAAAUCUAAUUUUUCAAAAACAAAAAAAAAUACGUUUCCAACUUUUGAUAUAAUUUUUUAUCGAAUUUUUUUUUCAAUUCAUCCUCCAAAACGAAUGCAGAAUAAAUCGAGACCAGAAUUUCAAAAGUGGAAAAUUCUGAAAUUAUAGAUUUUCGGAUCAAAAUUUUAAAAAUUGUAAAUAUUCCCAAUCCAGUUGAAAAAACCUUAAUUUAUGAAAAUAGUUAUAACCUCGUAGUAGUUAUAGCCUCGUAAUGAUUUUUCGAAAUUUUCAAACUUCGCCAUGUCAUAUCUCAUUUUCAAUAUUGAGCUUUCCAAAUAAUUUUCAACAUCUACCAGAAUACAUACAAAAUACUUCCUGUACAAAUUGAAACUGUUCCUUUGUUAGAUUAGACCUAAUCAAGUCACAUUUCAUCGAUUUCUGAACUUUUUUCACUUUUUUGUUAAGGAGGUAACGCCCUCUUGAAGAAAACAUUUCUGUGAUAAAUUAGAAAACAUACAUUUAUAUUAAAUUUUGAGCGAACUGAAUCAUUUUGUGACAUAUUCAUGAAAUUAUAAAUAAAUAAAUACUCUGAAAAAGAACAGAUGUUUCGAAGAAAAAGUGUAUUCUAUUUUCCACUCACAAAAUGUAGUUAUUCUUAUUGUUUUGCUCGCCUUUUUCGAUGACUUUACAAAUAUUGACUGUUUUAUUGAUUUCUCUUUUUCUUAUUGUUUUUGAGUCAUGAGUGCUGUUGUGUUCAUAUCAAAUUGUUUUUUAAAAAUAUUUUAAACAUGGUUAAUUUUUGGACGGUUCAGAAUUUGACUCGUGAUAACAUUUUCAUUAAUAUUUUUCUUUCAAAUUUCGAAUUCAAACAUCGCGGGCUACCGUACUUUGCAUAGCUAACUUGAUUUUGUUUCCAAAAAGUUCAGCUAGCGAGUCUAAAGUUAGACCUGAAGCUUACCAUUAGUUCUAAACAAUUAGUCAGGUCUAAUGUUUUCCUUCAUCCUACUUGUAAGCUCAAAAUUAUCAAGCUAGGCAUAAUGAUGAUCUUCAAAAUCGGUUCUUCCCACGUUUGGCCGGGACAAACUAACCCUACUUGUAAUCUUCAAAUAGCCUGAAGUACCUAGAAAAAUUACCUUAAAAUGUUAGAUCUAAGUCAAGAUUACCUUAAAAACCUAACAAUACGAUGUGUAAACCUCAGAUUAUCGAGGCUAAGCGAAACUAUAGCCUAAAUUACUUAGAAACCCUUAAUUAAUUUGAUAACCAUAAGUUUGGCCAAAUUGUAAGCCUAAUGAUAGCUCGAUUUUUCAAACAAAAAAGAAGUUUCAAAACAUAUAAGAAAUCAUAGGACUGGUUCUGUUUUUCGAGUGCGUCAUUCUUGUUUACUCGUUCAGACGUUUUUUCUUAUUCUUUUGCAUGUCAAGAUAUAAUUCCCUAUUCGAUUUAUUUUUCUCCAGAUGUCCUUUUUCUGUUUUCCGAUAAGCAGUCAUUUUCGCUAACUAACUGUAUGUAUUAAGUAGCCUUGGCAACAAGAGAAUAUUCCUCAUUUGCCACCUACUCGCCUUUUUCCUCUCUUUCUCUGCACUCUCUUUUAUCUACAUUGUCUCUCGUAGUGUGUAUUAGAGAAAGAAGAGAGGACGGCGGUUGUAUUUUCAUUUAAUUCUGCUUUCCUUUUUUUCUUCAAACAAAGUGUUCACUUUUAUCAUAGAUUUUUAUUUUGAAUAAAUAAUAUUUCAUUUCACGGUGUAAUAUGCCAGGCUUCUGACUUUUGUCGAUGAACAUUAUCUAGUUAUUUCAGUAUUUUAGGCCUCUGGUCUUCAAAAAAUGCGGGAAAAUCUGGGGUAGUAAAAUUAUUUCAAUGUAUUUUUUCUCUAGUUUUCAAUUUACAGUCACAAAAUUUCUCUAGUUUACAUUUUCUAGUCCCAAAAUUCAUAUAUCUUUCUUUUUUUGCAGGAUAUGGAAUAUGUUCCACGCUCGAAACGUCGCUUUGACAAAAUCAGCUCGUGUUUGGAGAAUUUUUCGAUUUCCAACGACACUCCGAACUCCAUUCCACUGUAAGUUUUUAUUUUUCAAAUUUUGAAUGAAUCCGCGGAAAAUACCAUCUAAUGAGAUCGAUUUUAAAAAUUCAUGUUCGCUGGAGCGCAUUUGACCGAAAAACUUCGAUAUUUUCUUAAAAUCGAGUAUUCGGGGAGCUUUUCAAGUUGAUACGUCAUAACUCAAUCGUGAUCAAAGCUACAAAAUAAAUUAAUUUUUCCGGAAACUGGAAUUCAGUAUAAAAUGAGUUAUGACGUGGCGAACUUGAGAAUAAUUUAGACUCUGGGAUUAAAAAUUGAUGAUAUUUAGAGAAUUCCAAUUGAAAACGUGGUCCUACACUUUGGAAACCUUCCCCCAAAAUUCAAUUUUUGCAGAGAUUCUUCAUCCGAAGAUGAUGAGAUGGAAGAAAUCUUCGAACCAAUUCAAUCAACAUCUUCUCCUUCCUCCGAAGAACCAUUCAUUAUUGAACCGGAAGACGAUGAACCAGCAACAGCCAAAAAAAUCAGAUUAGACGAAUCACUUCAAAGAUAUUUGAGAAAUGCUCGAGAAUAUGAUGAUUUGAUGUUUUUGCCGAAAAAAGAAGCAUUGAGAGGAGAUGAGAUAACUUUGUGGCAGCCCAAAAUUCUCAUUUCACCUCGAAAUGAUUUCAAUAUGACUGGAAGAAUUACGGAGAUUGAUGAGGAAGAAGAAGAACGAGUUGAAAAUGAGAUCAAGGAUAGAAUUAUUGAAAAUGAAGGAAUGUUGGAUGAAGAUCUACCGAUACAAAAUUGCGGAAUUGUUGAACUCGAUGAAGAUGUUAGUGAACCAUCUUCUUGGAAUUCAUCACCAAUUCCAAGUCCACCAAGUUCUCAAAUUGUUGAAUUGGAUGAAGAAUCACGGGAUACUAUUUUGACAACACCGACAAGUUUAACAAAUGGAAGUGUUAGCGAUGAUUAUUUGGAGGAUAUGGAAUUUGAUUAG